CCUCCCUCACUGCUUUCGUAUUUUUCUUUGUGAACUGCUGCUGUUCAUUAUUCACGAGAAAACAGAACUGAUAAAAAGAGUUUAUGUUAUCAUUUGGCGGGUUAAAAUAACGUGAAGAAAGAAGGUUCAGAUUUCAGAUUGCGUUAUAAAAAUACACUUAAACGUUCAUACGAAACUACGGGUUGGGAGCAGGUGUAGAUGUAAGAACUUUUCAGCGGGACACCCUCUACGAGUAGCAUUUUGUUGUGGUUAUAAAAUUAUGUGGCGAAACAUUGAGAAGAAAACUGACGAGAUGGAAGAAACCUCACCAUUUCUUAAUCCAACAAUAUAUAAAACCGCCAGAAUGAAAUCUCAACCCGUCAGGACUAUUCAAACUUUCGACGAAAAGCGAGGAAGAUACACUUUACUCAAAAUUGAAUCGCCGUGGAAUGACUUGAUUACCCAGAACACUGAAAAAUCACCUCGAUUAAUCAAACCGCGUAAAUCUUUUGAAGAUAUUAAAAGAGAUGUAGCAAACAAGGAGGAAUUUACUAAAAAACAAGUCGCGAAUAUUAUGACCAAACGAGACAAACGAUCCAUAGCUGUUAUCUUGAUAGGAGUGCUUAUCGAGUCAGAAAUGCCGUUAUAUUUUUAUGAAAGUUUGGAAAAGUCCCAGCACCUCAGAAGAAUUUUAAACAGUUUUAUAAAAAACUCGAAAUCUGCUGAAACUUUAUUGAAUGACCUGGUACACGCUAGUUGAAGGAUAAUACACACAAUUUGAUGUUUAUGGUUCAAAAAUUUCCGAUAAGUUUAAAGUUCAGUUACGUUGAAAUGCUUUUUGGCGCCAAAAGUGAAGGUGGGAAAAAGGUCUACUAAAUUAUUAUAUUUCUAGAAAGACUGAUGGGAAAUCUAAAUAAUCGAAAGAUGAAUAUCACAUAUGAAGAAUUUCAAAAUAUAGAAAACUGAAAGUAUAUAAUUUUGGAUAAAAAAGUCAACAAUUGAGAAGGGGUCCCUUAGAAAAAAGACUAAUAUUUAAGAACUGGAGUUCACAAUCAACAACAACAACAACAAAUUGUGACGAAUUAAUCAAAUAUUUUAAUAACUGUAC
Messenger RNA from Hydractinia symbiolongicarpus, 1087 nucleotides. RefSeq lists its product as uncharacterized. The transcript is spliced from 2 exons. Lineage: Eukaryota; Metazoa; Cnidaria; Hydrozoa; Anthoathecata; Hydractiniidae. The record is from RefSeq and is a predicted model, not a curated record. Bases 260 to 739 code for a protein of 159 amino acids.